This is a messenger RNA of Drosophila novamexicana, 3124 nucleotides long. RefSeq lists its product as uncharacterized. NCBI's taxonomy places the organism in Eukaryota, Metazoa, Arthropoda, Insecta, Diptera, Drosophilidae. The record is from RefSeq and is a predicted model, not a curated record. The transcript has 9 exons. The coding region runs from base 235 to 3105 and encodes 956 amino acids.
GACGGAUUGCGAAACUAUUACUUUAUAUCAAAAUAAAUUAUUAAUUCGGUGCUUAAAUAUGAAGUCAAUUUAAGAGCAGCAUUUGCCAGCGCCACAAACAACUUGCAGAUUGCAGUAGUAAGUAGUAAGUUACUGCAGCAACUGCGCCAAAUGUGCGCGCGUUUUUUUUGCUUGGUGCCGUCGCAUCGUCUUGUAAAAAAAAGUGCCACAUUUUAAAAGUUGAACUGUUGAAGAAUGGCAGCAAUUAACUCCAAUACGGUGCAUAAGAUCAACAACAGCUACGAUUCGGAGCCAUCCACGGGCAGCGGGUCUUCGCUCAGUGAAAACAAUGAGGGCCAAAUAUCUGACGAGGAGAACAUGAAUCUACCAUAUAUGCUAAAGCCAAAAACACUGAGCACAGACAAUGCCACCAAAUCGAGCGCCCCGGGGGGCAGCCAGGAGUCGCAAUUUCGUGGCUUCGGCGACAGCCCGUAUGGCCAGGUGAAUAAACAGCUUUACGGCUCGCAGCUGCAGCAUCUGAAGCUGCCGGAGCUGGACCCGCCUGCCAAGCACCGAUCCCCGGGCAUGGUUGUCUUUCCCAGGUUCUAUGAGAGCGUCUUGGAGGAAAACAGCUGCAAUGCUGUCGAUAUGCCGCCGGCCUCAAUAGCUGCACCCAUAACAAAACCAAACACAGACAACUUGUCCUUUGAUGGCAAAAUCAAAAGUCUGACUGAGGCGCCCAGCAGCUCUCGGCUGCCCACUGUCCCGGAAAGUGCUCCACAGCAGCAACAGCAGCUGUCAGAAUCAUUUAUAUUCAAAAAAAUGAACAACGAACGCUCGCCUGAUCUGUUCGCCGAGAGUGAUGAAGAGGAGGAGAAUGGCGACAACCAAACCGAUAAGGGACUGGGCACAACGCUUGAGGACCUGCCCGAGGUGCUGGAGGAGAGCCAAUGCGUUAGCGAGGCGCCAGGUCCGAGUCACAAUACCAGCGCACGUUACUCUCUGACAGCGCCCACGGAAUCCAGUUUCGUGGAUGAGCACACGCUGGACACGCAGCUAACCGGCAGCGAUACUCGCACGCAUUUCAUCGAGAAUUGUCGGCGGGAGCGUGAGCUCUAUCGUCGCAUCAGGCGCUGUUUGCAGGGUGUGCGCCCGCCGCCCACAGUGACCACGCCCGACAUCGAUGUCAUCAGCACCGUGGUGAACAUGAAGGAGAAUGUGCUCAACUUCUUAACCUCGCCGUCCAGCAUUGAGGACAGUGGCAUCUGUGCCACGCCCUCGCUUUUCAAGCCCACGCACAGCCUGGCCGAAGCGCAGGGCAUGAGCUGGCGCGAGGUGCUCGGCGUGCGCCAGCAUGGACUGAGCUACAACCUAAACAAGGCGGCCGAACAAAAUGAAUACCUCAGUUUGUCCGUGGUGGAGCGUUAUGUGGGCGCAGAGACGGCCACGUCCUAUGUGCGCUCGCCGUCGAGUGCCAAGAAGCGCAACAUGCGCAUGAAAAUGCUGACGAAGUCACCAGGAAAUCGGCUCAGUCACUUGGCCAAACGGCGUGCCAUAUUUUCAUCGGCAAAUCUGGCGACAAACUCCAACAAACUGAACAGUUCCAUCGGCCCGCAGAUACUACUCGAUAAAAAAAAAGAGCGCAACAAGCGGAAAGCAACACCAAAACGCAAAACGCCGGGAAGCAAAAAGAAAUCUCGGAAAACACCGUCCUCCUCGGCUCGCAAGCGCCUCUUUCGCACCGAUCUCAUCAAGCCGGGUCCGUCGCGCGAGACCUCGAAACGCGCGCUGUUCCAAAGCCCGGCCAAGUCGCUGCAACAGCAGCAGCAGAAACUUAUGCCGCCCAAGCCGCUCUUCAAGCCGGAGAUAGCCAAUCGCGUGGAGAAAUCGAAGCGUGCGCUCUUCUCGCCCGACAACGGCAGCCAGUCAAGCGCUGCGUGUGCCACCAGCGUUAGCAGUCAGCUGGAGACGCUGCUCAAGCGCAAACGUAACGCUCACGACGACGACGAAGACGCCGCCGAGCUAGCCAGCCAGAGCAGCAAACUGUUCCGUGCCGGCGGCGCAGGCGGCAGCGGUCUUACGCCGCGCGCCCUCAAAAUAAAGAGUCAGAGCUUUUGCAUUGGAGCUGGUUCCUCCACAGCAGGUCAAUACAAGGCGGCCGCCAGCGUGCAGCAGCCCAGCUUCGCCGGCAGCGCCAGUCGGCUAAGCCUCGGUCUGAGCGGCAGCAGCAGCAAUUUGGUCGCAGGCAGCAAAACGCCAGCCGGCAGCAAAUUGUUGCGCGCCCAUUCAGAAAUGAGUGCCACGCCGCAGAGCGCCAUGACGGAUAAUCAGCGCAAGAAACUGCUGUGGGCUGUGUCGCAGGCGCUGCAGGACAGAAGAAUAUCAGUCAAGCACGAGAAUUUCCGGCAGCAUGCGGCGGACUUGGCGCGCAUUGUCAAGCGCAUCUUUCAGGAGUUCCAUCAGGGGCACACGACAAGCAACAGCGAGACCUUGCUGCGCCUCGCCAAGAAGUAUGCCUUCAGCGUGAUAGCCGGCAAGCAGCCGGACGACAUCUACUUACAGGCGCGCAUCCAAGAGAGUGAAGCGAAACGACAGUCCAACACGCGCCUGUCGGGCUACAUUGGACCCGAGGAAUUUGCGCAGCGCAAGCUACUCUUAUCGCAAAGCUCCACGCAGUCGCUGUCGCAGAUGUCGUUGGCGCACAGCAAGGCUGACGGUUCCAUGCAGAACUUAUUUGGCAGCGAGAACUCUAUUGACUCGUUCGGCUUCAGUCAAACGAGUCAGAGCAACGGCGCCUCCAAUCCGGCUACGCAGUCCAGUUUCAUGGAACGCAUCUCGGAGGAUCUCUUCUCUAAGCAGCAGCAGCUGCCCAUACAGGCCAAUCCGUCGUUGCAGAACAGUUCAUCCAAAAGCAAUUUGGGCGGCCUGGCGUUGCGCGAGAACGUGCACUGCGAGCAGCGUCGUUCGGCGCAAAAGAAUUUCACCGGGAAGGAUCAGCGCAAUAUCAGUCCCUACUUUGGUGGCGGCAACAGCAACGGUUCGGCACGCAAGUUCCAAGCGAACGCAGCCUCCAGUGGCGGCGACUCCGGCGCCAAGGCGAAGCGUCAGAUUACCUUCGAUAGCUAAAAUUUUAAUCAAAACUAUU